AAAUAAAAUGGGUCAUUGUAUUUUUAGUGGCGUGGAUGGGCCCGGCCAACACAUGACUGGGGCUUUUCACGCCUACAAAUUCAGCCCUCUCCCCCACCUCCCUCUUAUCCCCGCAUGCAUAACUUGCCCUUUCUUUGCUCUCUCUCUCUCUCUCUCUCUUUAUUACUACGUUCUUGCCCUUUGUUUUCCAUUUCCUACCUUUCAUUACUACUCUCUCUCUCUCUACCUGUCCUUUUGUUUUGCUUUCGUUGUUUGAAGGUGAAAUUUAACCCCCCUCUCUCUCUAUAGUUGCUUGAGGCAAAAUUUGUUAAUCUGCAUUUUGGCAACUAGCCCCUCCCUCAAUGUAUUUGUUUGAAAUUUGAAGGCAAAUUAUGUCCCUCUCCACUUGGGUCUCUCUCUCUUAAUCCCUCCACUUCUUUGAAGCAAAACUUUGUCCCCAGCAUUUGGCUCUCUCUCUCUCUCUCUCUCUACUUCUAAGCUAAAUUUCAAUCCCUCUCUCUCUCUCCCUAAAAAUGUCAGGAGCAUGCCAAACCCUCCACUCUUUCCAGGAUCCAAGACUCAAUGAUCCCCCAGGAAUAGGCUCCCUCCUCCUUGGCCCCUACCAUACCAAAUCUAACUCUAACCCUCUCUUUCUCUCUCCAAAACCAAGUCCCCCAAUUCUCUCUCCUCCAACUUUCUCUCUCUAUCCACCACUACCUCAUUCACUCGAAACCAAAACCACAGAAGAAACCAGUGAAUCACAAACCUCUGUUUGGAAGCACCCAGCACAAACUUCUCUCUCUAAAUUGAGCACCAAGAGCCUCGAAUUGUGCACAGAGAGCUUAGGCAGCGAAACUGGAACCAGGUGCGGAGAAGAUUGGCUUGAAGGCGAGGAAAUGAGAAGAGAGAGAAAAGCAGUGAGUUACAGGAGACUGGCCUCCUCGAAAAAUGGCGCUCGCCUAUUUCCGCCUCCUCUUCCUUCGAUUGCAGGCCAAAAUGGCCCCUGUCUCCAUGUGAAAUCACAUAGGAAAGAUGGGCGUUUGGUAAUGAAAGCUGUGAUGGUUCGUUCUCAAUCUUACUUGCUCGCAGAGAGAGAAGGCGGUCGUCUCCGGCUCCGCUUCAUGGCUUCGAAUUAUCGAGAGACGGAAGGUGUAGAGAGAGAAAGUGAGGAGGACUCGCGUUUGGAAACAGGGGAGGUACGGAGAGAAAGCGCGGAAUCGAGAUGCGGGUCGGGUGUUGGUGCGGGGGGAGAGGGACAGCUAGAGAGAGAAAGCGAGGGAUUGAGCUCCGGAUCGUGGGGUGGUGAGGAAGAAGAAGAAGAGAGAGAAAAUGGUUCUGAAGAUGAAGAGUGGGGGAUGCGUGUUAAUGAGGUGGUGAAUCCAAUUCAGCUGAGGCCCAGUCGAUGUAAAGAGGGGAAGGGCCCGUUGAUAUGGGAGCCUUUUUGUGUUGCAUCUUCUUAACUCUCUCUCUCUCUCCUCUUUUUCACUCUCUAAUUUUCUCUCUCAUUGUUCCCUACACACUUGUUCUCCAUCAACGUCCACCAAUGUGUUUACCGUAAUAUCUUAAAAUCUUUUCAUGCUCCUUCUCUCUCAACUUCUCACUCUCUCCCAUCUGCUCUCCUCAAAUAUUCGUACAUUUCGGGAACGCCUCUCUCUUCCCCUCAUUCGUACUCUCUCUCUCUCUCUCUCUCUCUCUCUCUGUGAACAACGAAAGGUUGAUGCCCUAAAAAUGAUUCUCUCUCUACCUUAUUGGUUCUCUGUCUCUCUCCGUGACGUUCUGGUUAUGUACCAUUGGUACGGGGGAGGGCAUGAGUCCUCCCCGCAUUGGCCCCAUCCACCCCAAGUUGCACUGCUCUCCCCACGUGCACCGGCCAGGCGACUGCAUGUGCUCUCUCUCUCUCUCUCUUGCGUAGCCCCUUGUCGGGCUUACGUGAAUAUGAGUGAGUGGCCACUUUAUCACUUGGAGUUCGCUGAUUCUUUCUUGUAAGAGAGAGAAGAAGGUGGUGAUGUCGGGGAUUGGAUGGCCGUAGCUUUUGGACGGUGCCUUGUCCCACUUAAUGAUUAAGGCGUUUCUCUCUCAUCCCUUUUUUUUUUCCUUUCUUUCUUAUUAUUAUUAUUUUCUUUUUUUUAUAUUGCUAUGCGAAGGUGAGCAGAUUGUGGCGUCGCACAAAUGUGUUUUUGGACUGGCUGCGAGCUUCGGAUGCCCACAACCAGUUUCCAUCACUUAAACUAAGCUUCUUCAAUUUCAUCAAUCUCUCUCUUUCUCUCUCUCAAAUUUAGGGUUGUUUUUGUAAUCUCUCUCUUUGGAAUCAUGUUAAAUGGAUUGAAUCUGUCCUGUGUACCUGGAUAUCUUUCUAUAGAUGCAGGAACACUUAUGUCACUUGAAACAUCAAUCUAGAUCCGUGGUUUUUUGC
Amborella trichopoda is the source of this 2392-nucleotide messenger RNA. RefSeq lists its product as uncharacterized. NCBI's taxonomy places the organism in Eukaryota, Viridiplantae, Streptophyta, Magnoliopsida, Amborellales, Amborellaceae. The record is from RefSeq and is a predicted model, not a curated record.